Molecule: messenger RNA, 2688 nt
Organism: Daucus carota subsp. sativus
Lineage: Eukaryota; Viridiplantae; Streptophyta; Magnoliopsida; Apiales; Apiaceae
Product: cullin-1
Exons: 20
Coding region: 170-2398 (742 amino acids)
Biological process (GO): ubiquitin-dependent protein catabolic process; protein ubiquitination
Cellular component (GO): cullin-RING ubiquitin ligase complex
Molecular function (GO): ubiquitin protein ligase binding
Source: RefSeq, a predicted model, not a curated record
AAAGACAUAUAAAUACAUACUCUGCGUACGUUUUGUUAUAUAAAUAGACGAUUAUAAAUAAAAAAACACACAUAGGAGUUGGAAAAUAAAAAGACUCUCAAUCUCCUUCUUGGUCGAUUCUAGGGUUUUGUUAUCUCCUUCACAGGUUCAGAGUUGUGAAUCGGUUACAAUGAAUGAUCGGAAGACUGUCGAUUUGGACCAUGGAUGGGAGUUUAUGCAGAGAGGGAUUACGAAGCUCAAGAGGAUCCUAGAAGGUCUUCCAGAGCCGCAGUUCAGCUCUGAGGACUACAUGAUGCUCUACACAACCAUCUAUAACAUGUGUACUCAGAAGCCUCCACAUGAUUAUUCUCAACAACUGUAUGACAAAUACCGUGAGGCCUUCCAGGAGUACAUAAGCUCAACUGUAUUGCCUUCUUUGCGAGAGAAACAUGAUGAAUUUAUGUUGAGAGAGCUUGUUAAUAGAUGGGUAAACCAUAAAGUCAUGGUGAGGUGGCUCUCUCGGUUCUUUCACUAUCUCGAUCGGUACUUCAUCGCAAGGAGGUCACUUCCAGGACUUAAUGAAGUUGGACUCACAUGUUUCCGGGAUCUGGUCUAUCAAGAGUUGAAAGGGAAAGUGAGGGACGCUGUCAUAUCUCUGAUUGAUCAAGAGCGUGAAGGGGAACAGAUUGACCGGGCUUUAUUGAAGAAUGUUUUAGAUAUAUAUGUAGAAAUAGGAAUGGGUCAAAUGGAUCAAUAUGAGAGUGACUUUGAAGAAGCCAUGCUUAAAGAUACUGCAGAAUACUAUUCACGAAAAGCUUCAAAUUGGAUCCUAGAAGAUUCUUGCCCUGAUUAUAUGUUAAAGGCAGAAGAGUGUCUGAGACGAGAGAAAGACAGGGUCUCUCACUACCUUCAUUUCAGUAGUGAGCCGAAAUUGCUUGAGAAAGUUCAAAACGAGCUGUUAUCUGUAUAUGCAACCCAACUGCUCGAGAAGGAGCAUUCUGGUUGUCACGCGUUGCUUAGGGAUGAUAAGGUGGAUGAUUUGUCUAGGAUGUACAGACUCUUCUCCAAGAUACCUAAAGGCUUAGAUCCUGUUUCGAAUAUUUUCAAGCAGCAUGUUACAAAUGAAGGCACAACAUUGGUAAAACAAGCGGAAGAUGCAGCAAGUAACAAGAAGGCAGAGAAGAGAGAUAUAGUUGGUCAACAAGAGCAGGUUUUUGUUAGGAAAAUAAUAGAAUUGCAUGACAAGUACCUUACCUAUGUGAAUGACUGUUUUGCGAAUCAUACUCUCUUCCACAAGGCUUUGAAGGAGGCUUUCGAAAUUUUCUGCAACAAGGGUGUUGCCGGAAGCUCUAAUGCUGAACUGCUUGCUACUUUCUGUGAUAAUAUUCUUAAAAAGGGUGGUACUGAGAAAUUAAGUGAUGAAGCCAUUGAGGAAACACUUGAGAAGGUAGUAAAGCUGCUUGCUUACAUUAGCGAUAAAGAUUUGUUUGCUGAGUUUUAUAGGAAAAAGCUUGCACGGAGACUUCUCUUUGACAAGAGUGCUAAUGAUGAGCAUGAGCGAAGUAUUUUGACCAAACUUAAGCAACAAUGUGGUGGUCAAUUCACAUCUAAGAUGGAGGGCAUGGUCACAGAUUUGACUUUAGCAAAGGAAAAUCAAUCCAGCUUCGAAGAAUACCUGGCAAAUAAUUCUAAUGUCAAUCCUGGCAUUGACUUGACUGUUACAGUUUUGACUACUGGCUUUUGGCCUAGUUACAAGUCCUUUGAUCUCAAUCUCCCAGCUGAGAUGGUCAAGUGCGUUGAAGUAUUUAGGGAAUUUUAUCAGACGAAAACGAAACAUAGAAAGCUCACAUGGAUUUAUUCUCUGGGUACCUGUAAUGUCCUUGGAAAGUUUGAACCCAAAACCAUAGAAUUGAUUGUCACGACCUACCAGGCAUCUGCUCUUCUGCUGUUCAAUUCUUCUGAUAGAUUGAGUUAUCAAGAAAUCAUGAGUCAGUUAAAUCUGUCUGAUGAUGAUGUUGUUCGCCUGCUUCAUUCUCUUUCGUGUGCAAAGUAUAAAAUUCUUACUAAAGAGCCAAACACCAAAACAAUUUCCCCCACUGAUUACUUUGAGUUCAACUCAAAGUUUACUGACAAAAUGAGGAGAAUCAAGAUUCCUUUACCUCCUGUUGAUGAGAAGAAAAAGGUUAUUGAAGAUGUUGACAAAGACAGGCGAUAUGCCAUUGAUGCCUCUAUUGUUCGCAUAAUGAAAAGUCGUAAAGUUUUGGGAUACCAGCAGUUGGUUAUGGAGUGUGUUGAGCAGUUGGGACGCAUGUUUAAGCCUGAUGUCAAAGCAAUUAAGAAGAGGAUUGAAGAUCUAAUAACACGUGAUUAUCUGGAAAGAGACAAGGACAAUGCCAACUUGUUUAGAUAUUUAGCUUGAUUUCUUGGUGUUUAAAUCCCAAACAGAUUUAUAACUCAACUCAGUUUGUGCUGGUUGACAUGCCAGAUACCAGCAUGAAACUAGUGAGCGGGCUAUAUAUGUUGGGGGUACACGGUCCUUGUGUUUUUUGUUUUUGACAAUUACUCAGGAAACUAUAAUGUUGAGAGUUCUUGUAUAUUUUAUCCCUAAACAUUAGGCGACUGAGGAUAGCUAAAUAGUAACAUCUAUGUUCAGUGUUGGAAAACCUUCCAUAUAUGUUAAUGCCAGAGCUGUCUUGACUGGGUUUGUUA